AUGGAAAUCAGGAGGUGGAAGGACAUCAAGAACCUAGGUAGCAUGAACCAGGACCCAAUCUUCAAGCAGUACAGCUUGCCUCCCAAUGAGGUCGGGUACCCGGGUGGGAUCUUCAACCCCCUCAACUUUGCGCCCACUCAGGAAGCCAAGGAGAAGGAGCUUGCCAAAGAGAGAUUGGCUACGUUGUCGUUCCUGGGAUCAGUGAUCCAACACAAUGUGACAAGAAAGGGGCCAUUUGAGAACCUAUUGAAGCACUUGUCUGAUCCCUGUCACAACACCAUUGUACAGCCAUUGAAUGGAAACUAG
Messenger RNA from Linum tenue, 306 nucleotides. Lineage: Eukaryota; Viridiplantae; Streptophyta; Magnoliopsida; Malpighiales; Linaceae. The record is from the annotation of a GenBank genome assembly.